Molecule: messenger RNA, 5042 nt
Organism: Octodon degus (degu)
Lineage: Eukaryota; Metazoa; Chordata; Mammalia; Rodentia; Octodontidae
Gene: Topaz1
Product: testis and ovary specific PAZ domain containing 1
Biological process (GO): spermatocyte division; spermatid development
Source: RefSeq, a predicted model, not a curated record
AUGCGAGGCCCGAGGAAGCGUAGCCGCCGGCCUGCGCCCAGGCCAGUCGAGGAGAGAGGCCGAGGCCCGAAGGCCAAGGGGCUCGAGGAGCCGGGGCGCAAGAGGAGAGCGGCGGCGCGGGCGUCUUCGGGGCCUGAGGUGGAAGGUGACAAGGCGGGGCGGCGUCGGGACCAGGGAGCACGUGACCGGAACCCCGACCCCCGCGGCUGGAGAGUUCGCCCCUGGGUCCGCAGAGAAAAAAGAAAAAUUACUGAAGUCUCAAGUGAUGAUGGGCAGCCAGGGAUUGACCUGGUAAGAAAGGCAUCAUUAGCUACUUUGGAAUCUUUCCACACAGUGGAAUGUGGUGAAUUUAGAGUAUGACUUUCUCUGAGUCUGGCUAAGGAAGGUUAGGUAGAAAGUAUUAAAAUAAAAAUUGAAGUUUAAAAAAGUUUAAGUUUAGAAAGCUCACCUUCUGGAAUAACUGAAAAUGAGACAACACAAAAUACUAAGGUUGAAUUCUGAGAUGAAUUGUAUCCAAAAUAUUUUUGUAACAACUUAACACCUGAUUUAGAAGAUAAUUCCAUUUUAAAAUUAAGUAAUUGAAAUUAUUUCCCCUAUUCCAAGGUCUGUAAUAAUAGCUUUGCACAGGAACCCGACAGUGGAUGUAUACAUGUAGUAGAAAAUUCCUUGAAGGUAAAGAAAGAAAACCUUAAGAGACCUGCUGAGAAGAGUGACACAAACAGUAUUCCUAAGCUCCUAGAAACGGAAGGAAGUGUAAUGGGAAUAAAUAAAUUACCGCUUGAAAACAGUAACUUAUAUCAAAGUAAAAGGAAUGGCUCACUUUCCUACCUUCCAAGUGAAAAAAAUAAAUAUUCUGUAGAGGAGAACAAUGUCAGGAGAAAACCCAGAAAAAAGAUGAAGUUACCUGAAAUAAAAGAAACACUGGAGAAGAAUUUCUCUAACUUGUGGAAUGAGUCUGAGUUGGUGUUGAAAAAAACCCAAAUAAAUAUGGAGGGGAAAGAAGCAGAGAUAACAGAGGCUAAGAAAAGUCCUUUAAAAAUUUUGAGAAAAGAAUACUGUAAUACACCCUCUCCAAAGGAUCAAUUAUCGACUCUCCCAGAAACAGAAGAAAAAGAACCAAGUGCUGGACAUCAUGCAAAUACUAUGUUUCCAAAAAUCCUUGAGCCACUUUUGAAAGAAGAAACAAGGAAAACUUCAGAGUCCUUGAAAUGCCAAAGUAUAGAACCAGAAGAGUAUUUUAAGACAGUGACAAACUCUGUCACAGUGGAAUCACCCAGUGAUAGCUAUCAUCUUGAAAACAGAUCACAAGAACAUUUGAGAAAACAACCUGAAGACUCAAAGCUAAGCUGCCGCAGAACAGUACCAAUCACUGGUAAAAGAAGCUGGCCUUUAUAUUCAUGUGCUAGAACAUCUCCCUAUUAUUGGAAAAAGGCUAUUUUGCCAAACUCAAAUUACUCACUUCCUGGAUCCCAGGGAAAUUUUAGGCAAGAUAAUUUUCUUGAACAUCAAACAAAGCAGACUCAGUUUUCUGACUCCAAAUUGCUACAAAGCUCCUUAAUGGAAAAAAACAUUGAACACUCAAAUAAGGAAAAUUUGGAUUCUAAUUUAGAUUGCUCAUCUUCAGUUUCAGCUGAAGAAUCUACAUUGGUGGCUAUAAAGGACCCUAUAAUUUAUGAUAAAAAGAUAAAGUCAGAGGAACUUAGCAGAAGCGGGUCAGAGGUAGUUUCUAAAAGUAUUGAGGAUACCCAAGUAACUAAUGUGACUCAAAGUUUACCAGGAAGUAAAAAAACAAGAGGGAAUGUAACAAAACUUAAUUUGACUGUGGCUUACCAAGAUGGCCAAGAGGCAAAUAGCUCUGCAAACAAAACUACUCAUAAAAAAGCCUGCAUUGCUAAGCAAGCACUUGUAGCUCCAGACUUGGGUAAAAUAUUAAACACAGGACGGCUGCCUAAUUUUAAAAUUCCUUUACUUAAAAAUAAGACAGAAAAAAACCUAAAUGCCAAGUCAUCAGAAAGAGAAGCAUAUAGUCCACUAGAACUCCUUGACAGUUUAUCUGGAGCAGAGUUAAGGCAGAAUAAGAACAAAGAAUGUGCCUCCUCAGCAACACCAAGACCUCAGUCUUUUAGCAUACAAAAUGGUGUCGCUUCAGGGCAAGCUCGUUCUAACUCACUCUACAGUAAAAAUCCCUGUAGUAUUUCUCCAAGAUUUACAAAGCAAGGUGAUGACAGUAAACCAUUCAAUCACAUCCCUGAGCGAAGAAAUGUUAUUCCUAGUAAAGAACCUGUUUCUCUCACAAUUGGAAAUAAUGUUUUGUCUUAUAAGCCUAGCUGUGUAAAGGAAAGUUCUCUCUGCUCUAAAGACCAAACAUUUGACCCAAUUUUCUCUGAGAGAAGUGGUACAAAAAUGACUAAACGCAUUUCAGAAAUCAAAGUGGAGUUUCCAGACAUUCUUAAAGCUUAUGAAGAUGAUGUCCUUUUAAUUGAUGUAAUUCAAGAUGAUCCUGACCUCUUUGGAGUCUCCAGUGAAGGGGAGAUCUCAUUUGUUUCACAAGUCCCCAAAAGAAGUCAUGAAGUCCCCAAAAGAAGUUGUGAGCCCAAUGCCACUGCAGAACAUCAUGUAGCUGAUUCCAAGCACAUGGAACUUCCAGAAAAAGAAUCACGUGACUUAAGAGAAUGUGCUGUAUUGGACCCUGGAUUGAUGAAGUUGGAGAUCUGCACUUCCUUGCCAGCAGCAAAUGAGAUAAAGCAUGAUUCCAAAGGUACAAACGUUUCUUUAGAAGUUGCUAAUGAGGCCUCUGCAAAUGAAGAACUUGGAAACCUCAGUGAACAAGUAACAGGUUCAGACUCAGAUGAAAAGUGUGGAGUUUCUAGCAAGAUGACUGUUAAAGAAGACAAAGAAAAUAUUUAUGAAGUUUGCGAAAGCAAAGAUUCUAGAAAUGGAGAGAUUAUGGCUGGUGAAUGUCAGUUAGCGACACUGAGCCCCAAACCUCUGCACUUGCCAGUGCUCCCUUUGAACCUAAGUGGCCGUCAAGAGGGUGUAAUACCAAAGCCCCGGAUGAAUGAUGUGAGAUUUCCUGGAAAACCUUCUGUCGUAAAACUGCAGAAUCCUGAAGCUUGUGAAACAUUUAAAAGGGAAAGAAAUUCAGAGAUGUCCCAGAAGCCACUGGGGCUGACGAUCCCCCACAGAUACUGCAAAUUUCAUUUUAACACCAUCCGGGGCUGUGAGCGAUCAUUGUGCAAGUUUGGUCAUGUACCUGAGCCAGGGGAUGAAAAGGUUUGCAUGGAGAUAUUUAAGAAAUAUAUAAGUAUCAACAAACGGUGUUUGCUGCAGCGUGCAGUAAACAUUUUUAUGGAGUACUACAGGAAGUUUCCUCCUGGGAUACACUUUGAUUUACGAGUACUUGAUGAGCUCCUGCUUUCUUUACUCAAAUACUGCUUAUUGAAAGAAGUAUUUCAGGUAGUGAACCUCAGCAUAGUGAUUAAAAUGCUGCCUGCUCUAAAAAUAUUACUACAAAUUUUUGAGUGCGUGGCAACUAGGAAGUUAAGGAAUGCUGUACCUGCCUUAAUUGAUACCUUUUGUAAGCUUGUUGAAGCUGGGAUGAUGCUUGACCCAGAACAUUUUAAUUAUAUUGUUAAGCUUUUAUGCCAACUGCAGGCUUCCAAACAGGAAAUAUCUACAGUGUUGGAACUCAAAUCCAGGUUACAGAUGGGGAAGUUCACAAAGAACUGGAAGCAUAAUUUAGAUUCAGCCUUGAAUGAAGUAGAGCAUUGUAAAGAAAAAGGUGACUGGAUCAAAUUGGGAAAUUUAUACAUUAAUGUAAAAAUGGACUGUGAAAACUUUGCAGAUUUCCAAAGAUUUUGUGCUUGUGUUGCUGAAACACUCACAAAAGGCAGUAAAGAAGAAAGACCAGGCGUUCCUUUUUGUGAAUUUGCUGAGACAGUUAUCAGAGAUCCAAAGAAUAGUGAUAUAGAUAAGACUUUGCUAGGAAGAAUUGGGAUCAAUGCUGUGUACUUCUAUCACAAGCUGAUGCAGUGGUCUAAGGGAAGGAAGGUCUUGGAUAAGCUGUAUGAGUUAAAAAUACAUUUUACAAGUUUAAAAGGACUCACAGGGCCUGCAAAGUCAGCACCAACAUGUCAAAUUGUGAACAUUGCUACAGAAGUUUUUCUCAAAAGUGGAAGCCUUGAUGGUGCCAUUUGGGUCCUAAGAGAAUCAGAGUGGAUAAUCAAUACUCCACCUUGGCCUUGUGAUAGACUAGACGUGCUUCAGCGACAUAAUCUGCUCUGUGCAAUUGCACAUGAAUCCUUAGCCAAGAGCCUUUAUGGACAGGCAUUUGAGGUUUUGCAGAAUCUACCAGGUAUUCAAAAUUCUCAAGAAACUGUGGCGGUCUCGCGGCCUGGCCUGCUUUUCAGCAAGCUCAUAGAUGGCUGUAUAGAGAGCAACAAUCUGGAUAUGUCGUCCUCAGUGGCACAAUUCAUGGUUUCCAAGGACAUCCCUAUCGAUUUUUCCUUUCUAAGAAGAUUAAUUACUUCUUUAGGAAGGAGUAACUUGUGGCUCGAAGCCAGAACUCACUACAAAAGUGCUGUUUCUCUGGGUUGCUACCCACCAUUGGAGGGAAAUUUAUACCGAAAACUUCUACUGAUCCCUUGUUAUUUAUCUGAGAUUGAAAUGCUUUUAGCUAUUGAAAUCUUCUUGGUAUCUAAUGCUAGUAGUAUUCAGAGUCCAGGAACUUCUACACAGGUGCUACAGAUAGUUUUGAAAAGAUGUGAAGAAAAUAAAUCUUGGAGCAAGGAUGAUUAUCAAGCUGCAGUCAAAAGGUUAAUUUUGGCUGCUCACAUAUCGAACCCAAAGCUUUUUAUUAAGCACAUGACCAUCAAUGUUAAUACGGAGCAGGUUUACAGUUUGGAACACUGUUCUGCCCUGAAUUGGCUGAAAGAGAAUAUGAAGUGGGCCGGAAAGGUUUGGCUUUUCAAUAACCGACGUUAGUCAAUAAAGGUUUCUUUUUUUAUUUGAGUAAUCAUUGUUGACAAUAAAAGGCAACAAAA